AUGACGGAAUCGAGUUGUGGGUGGUCGAUUUGGUAUGGAAACAUAUGGAAUCGUCUUAUAAUCGGCGGAUUCAGGUGGAUUCACAUCUGGGCUUCGGAGAAUUUGGUUGAGAAUCGGCCAAAUCCGCCUCGAUCUUUAUGCAUGGUGCUUCACAUGGACAUGAAUGACUACUGUGGUGGAGAGUCAACAUCGCUUAAUCUCAAUCAGCUUUGGAAGAAGUUCAAGGGAGAAGAGAAGUCUCCUGAACAUUUAGGCACUAGUCGGGAUUACAAUGUUGACAUGAUGCCUAAGUUUAUGAUGGGAAAUGGCAAGCUUGUUCGUGUUCUUAUUCAUACAGAUGUUACAAAGUAUUUGUCCUUUAAAGCAGUUGAUGGAAGCUAUGUUUUCGUCAAAGGAAAGGAAUGGAUUCUCGUUGAAGGUGUUGCUAAGUCUCUCUCCCUUUCUCACUGA
This is a messenger RNA of Arabis nemorensis, 450 nucleotides long. Lineage: Eukaryota; Viridiplantae; Streptophyta; Magnoliopsida; Brassicales; Brassicaceae. The record is from the annotation of a GenBank genome assembly.